This is a messenger RNA of Perca flavescens (yellow perch), 2994 nucleotides long. RefSeq names its product transmembrane protein 41B (gene tmem41b). Gene Ontology annotation, cellular component: endoplasmic reticulum membrane. The record is from RefSeq and is a predicted model, not a curated record. NCBI's taxonomy places the organism in Eukaryota, Metazoa, Chordata, Actinopteri, Perciformes, Percidae. The transcript is spliced from 7 exons. Gene Ontology annotation, biological process: autophagosome assembly. The coding region runs from base 154 to 999 and encodes 281 amino acids.
GCUUGCUGCUGUGAUGUGAAGGUAAAAGGUCAGCCUGUGUAACGUGUCAAACGGCUGUCACAACGCCGGUGUAUCACUUCACUGUCCAGCCGCCUUCUGUUGCACACACAUCUGUACUGUUACCCUAGCUGACCUCAAAGUUAUCUCAGCAAAAUGGCAAAAAAGCGAAGAGAAAGACGAGAGGACGACGGUUUGUCCUCGGCACAGGAGGAGGUGAAGGCUAGUGAUUCACAAGUACUGAAAGAGGCUCAGCAUAAUGAAGGGGGCUCAGCACGCAUGUCUGUCCUGAUUCUGGUGUCUAUCUUCACCUGCUCUGCCUCAGUCAUGUACCUGGUCUACAGGAACUUCCCAGAGCUUCCCAAUGAUGAAAUGGAGAAAAUCAAGAUCCCUAAAGACAUGGAUGAUGCCAAAGCUUUGGGAACUGUGCUGUCCAAAUACAAAGACACAUACUACUCCCAAGUGUUGGUGGCCUACUUUGCAACAUAUAUUUUCCUCCAGACAUUUGCCAUUCCUGGAUCUAUCUUCCUUAGCAUCCUGUCUGGAUAUCUUUACCCUUUCCCCUUGGCUCUUUUCUUAGUCUGCUUGUGCUCCGGCCUUGGUGCUUCUUUUUGCUAUAUGCUAUCAUAUCUGGUGGGCAGACCGAUGGUCUACAAAUAUCUCACAGAGAGAGCACAGAAGUGGUCCCAGCAGGUUGACAAACAUAGAGAUCAUCUAAUCAAUUAUAUCAUCUUCCUGAGGAUAACCCCCUUUCUUCCCAACUGGUUCAUCAACAUCACCUCACCUGUCAUCAAUGUGCCUUUGGGGGUUUUCUUCAUCGGUACCUUUCUUGGAGUGGCGCCUCCGUCCUUUGUAGCUAUCAACGCGGGUACAACACUGUACAAACUGACCACAGCUGGCGAGGCCGUGUCCUGGAACUCUCUGGCUGUGCUCGGUGUACUCGCCGUGCUCUCCAUCUUGCCCGUCUGCUUCCAGAAAAAGCUGCAGAAGAAACUAGAGUAGAACAUUAAACAUCUCAGCACCUCAUCUGCUGGCUGAUCCCAGCAUCCUCUUCCCCUCGGCUCAGGAACGUGCAGCUGUCACUCAAGUUGCUCUGCCUCAGUCUCAUACACAGCUGCUGGUGGGCGAAUAUCUGACCACUGGCACAACAAGCUCAUCACUUUUUGACCACAAAAUGCAUACAGUGGCGGGAGGUCCGUAGUAAGUGUAAACUAGCCGCCUCUUACAAAAGUUUUUUUGGUUUCUGUGAAUUCUGUUGUUGAUUGUGGCACAUGUAAAUAAGAGAAAUUUAGUUUUUUUUUUAUUUAAGGCACUGCUCAUUAUUUUAUGAUUCUUGCCAGACAAUUAAAGGUGCUACUUGUAGGAUGUUGGAGUAAAACUCAUCAUUCUGAUACUUUUCAUUGGGAAAAGUGUUUCUCCUUCUUGCUAGAAACUGCUAAAAACAAUGUCAUCGGUAGCCUAACUUGUUGAGGCUGUUUUUUUUUUGUUGUUUUUUUUGGCUGGAAUAACUUACCAUUACAUUUGCUUUGGCAGUAGCAUAUCAUUUUCUACAUCCUGUUUGUAGCACCUUUAACUUCCAAUCCUUUUUAAAUAUUUAUUUGAACAUGCUUGUGUCUAAUUUCAACCUAAUGAAUGGAACCACCACAGCAAUAAAUGUCACUGUAAGUUUUGAUACCUGGUGCUUGCCUUGGCAAACAGUGUGAGGAUAGAAUGAAACUGUGAUGACUGAUCUUAGUAAGUGCUACUUUCGUUGACAUGUGGGUGAGUUCCUAUGUUCUUCCUUGAAAGGUGCCUGGAACCACUGCCACACACAUUUCACCCAAUUCUGUUCAUAUUAGUAGACACUUUAACUUGUAAAGAAUGGACUAAGCUGAUGUUAUAUUUCCUCCCAGGACAAAACUCCAAGCAUUUCCAAAUUUGUAUUUGUAAUUAGGAAAUGAACAUAGAUUAUGUCAACACAAUGAAUUUAUGUGUGGUAAGAUGUACGCAACACAGAAAAGUUAGUGAAAAGCCAAGCCGAAUCAUCUUGGUUUGUAAAUUUGAAAUAAAUCCAGGGUGAGAUGGGUUCUCAACUUUUGCUAUAGGUGAUGAUAAUGCACGUCUAGUUGUGUCAGUCUCAACCUCAGGAUAUUGUUUGCUCUGCCAGUAUAGAGAUGGUGAUGCCCAUAUAAUGGAUGAUAUACCUGUGCCCUCAAUAAGACUGCCAACGGACUGAGCUAUCCAAGCCUUACCUUGCUUUUUACUGCUUCCAUUUUUCACCAGAAGAAAUGUAUUAUGAUGCCUGAUUUAUGUUUUUAGUUCUCACUGAAUUUUUCAUUUAGAUGUUGUUUUUUUUUAUUAUUUCUGUCCUGUGUACCAAGGUAACUUAUUGCUGCUGCUUAAAACAUUCUGGACAGUUACUAGAGAUGUUGAUGCAGUUAAUGUACAUGCAGGUAACUUAUUUGACACACUUUUCUUUAAUCUCUUAAAAUAUCACAUGAAUAGAGGCAGUUGAUUUGGUGCAUUUUGAGAUUUCCUGUUUUUACUUAAAUGUUUUAUUAUAGUAGUAAAAUUUACUAUUGUAAGAUUAAUAACCUUUCAAACCCAAAUUUGAAACGCCUACAUAAGCAUCAAUUUCCACGCUACUACUGUCAAAGACUGUUGUUUUUAUGGUUCUUACUGGUUUAUGAGAGAGCUGCAUUUGUGCAAAUGACUAAUCCAGAAGGUGGUUAAAUCAAGUGGUAAAUCCUAUAAAUUGCUCCUAAAAAUCUUUAUUUGCUUCAAUAUUUAAACCUGUUCUAAACUUCAUGCUACACAUAUACUCAAAUUGGAUAUAUUAUUGCUUUUUCUUUGUCCUAUAACCCUAUCAAAGAUGUGAGUGAGAUAUUUCUUGUGUAAUCUUCUGUUAACAUUUCAAAAAGCAGUAUUAUUUUGUACUGAGCAGUGAUGUAUUGCAGUAUGAAGUGUUUACAGAUUGCACAUUUCUGUCUUAUCUAAUUAAAUUAGUUUUUCUUUUAA